AUCCUAUUAAUGACACCAGCUGCAGCUCCGGGAACAGACGCCGUGAUUCCGCCAGAAGUGAGGUACGCUCAUCCAGGCUUUGAAGUGUCAUUUUAAUUUGUUUCAUUACAUUGAAAAAAAAAAUAAUGAUAAAACAAUUCAAACUUUUCAGGAAUCCCAGGAAUGGAUUUUGACUCUUCGCCGCUGUCCGCUGUGCGCAUGCGCGCCGGUGCGCCCCCGCCUCCUCUACCUGAGCGAAGCACACCUGAGUCCAACGAGACGGAAGUUUGGUGAAAUCUCAACGCAGAGCGGAUCUCCUUCCCCCCUCGCUCUCUCUCCUCGAUAGUUGCAUUGAAGUUGAAACAACAAAUACAUCUCCAAAUGGACUCCAAUUAAAGCAGGAUGUCGCUCCCGGGCUUUUCUGAAACCCCUUUCAAGGACUGACAACUUUAACCUCUAAUUCAGCGACCGAUGCUGGAUCUCUGUCCACAGCCUGCCUGCUCCCCAUUCAAGAACAAUGACAGCUCUACGCAGAGUUCUUCGAAGGAGAUUGCACCCACUUACACUGGCAGUCGUGGCCCUCGUCUUUGUCACAUUUGUCUUCUUCAUACAAUGGGAAGUGGGGACCCAGAGCCGGGGGGAGGACCCUUGGCUGAAGGAGGUGGCAGUGAAGCGAGACACCAUGCUGGGGAUGGUGAUGGGAGCUGUCAACAACUUCAGGGAUUCCAUGCCAAAGAUGCAGAUCAAAGCCCCGGUGCGGCACCAGGACAAGCCGGGCUCCGGCUCCUGCCUGCCGGGCCACUACACCGCCGCUGAGCUCAGGCCAGCUCUGGAGAGGCCGCCCCAGAACCCUCUGGCUCCCGGAGCUGCCGGGAAACCGUUCCACACGGACUCACUGAGCUCGGAGGAGCAGAAAGAGAAGGAGAGGGGUGACGAGAAACACUGCUUCAACGUGUACGCCAGUGACCGCAUCUCCCUGAGCAGAGACCUGGGCGCAGACACGAGACCACCUGAAUGUAUCGAGCAGACCUUCAAGCGAUGCCCCCCCUUGCCGACCACCAGCGUGAUCAUUGUGUUUCACAAUGAGGCUUGGAGCACCCUUCUCAGGACAGUGUACAGCGUCCUCCACACCUCCCCUGCCAUUCUCCUGAAGGAGAUCAUCCUGGUGGACGACGCCAGCGUCGACGAUGUAUUGAAGGAUGAGCUGGACGCAUAUUUAAAACAGCUGCACAUCGUGCAAGUCGUCCGCCAGCGGGAGAGAAAAGGACUCAUAACCGCUCGGCUUCUGGGAGCCUCCGUGGCCACCGGAGACACGCUCACCUUUCUCGACGCCCAUUGUGAAUGCUUUAAUGGCUGGCUGGAGCCGCUGCUGGCGAGGAUAGCGGAGAACUACACGGCAGUAGUGAGUCCUGAUAUAACCACGAUUGAUCUGAACACGUUUGAGUUCAUGAAACCGUCCCCGUAUGGCCAGAAUCACAACCGGGGCAACUUCGACUGGGGUCUCUCCUUCGGCUGGGAGAGUCUCCCAGAUCACGAAAAACAAAUGAGGAAGGAUGAAACAUAUCCUAUUAAGACUCCAACGUUUGCUGGUGGGCUGUUUUCCAUCUCUAAAGAAUAUUUCUACCAUGUUGGAAGCUAUGAUGAAGAAAUGGAGAUCUGGGGGGGGGAGAAUAUAGAAAUGUCAUUUAGGGUGUGGCAGUGCGGUGGACAGCUGGAGAUUAUUCCCUGCUCCGUUGUCGGUCACGUCUUUCGCACCAAAAGCCCCCACACCUUUCCUAAAGGUACACAAGUGAUCGCUCGGAACCAGGUACGGCUGGCUGAAGUCUGGAUGGAUGAGUACAAGGAGCUCUUCUACCGCCGCAACCAGCAGGCUUCCCAAAUCGCCAAAGAAGGAAAUUUUGGCGAAAUCUCCAAACGCACGGAUCUCCGAGCACGGCUGCAGUGCAAAAGCUUCUCUUGGUAUUUGAAGAACGUCUAUCCAGAAGUCUUCAUGCCUGAUCUCAACCCUCUCCGCUUUGGCUCAGUGAAAAAUUUGGGCAAAGACUCAUGUCUGGAUACUGGAGAGAACAAUGAGGGUGGAAAAGAGCUGAUUAUGUACCCAUGUCAUGGAUUAGGAGGAAACCAGUAUUUUGAGUAUUCCACUCGUCACGAGAUCAGACACAACAUUCAGAAGGAGCUGUGUUUGCACGGGGCAGCGGGGGCUGUGAAGCUGGAAGACUGCCAGUACAAAGGCAGUAACACAUUUGUAGGAACAGAACAAAAAUGGGAACUGAACGAUAACCAGCUACUGUACUUCCCAGGAUGGAGCAUGUGUCUGACUGCCCGCCAUGAGCGCCCCACUCUGGCUCAGUGCAACCCCUCGGACAGAUACCAGCUCUGGUCCUUCAUCUGAGUGUGCAAAACACUACUAUGGAAGUAGCUACUUUGUAUGCAUGAGCGUACUAGGACACAAGCAUUCAAUAAUGUAUGCAGUUUUUUUUUCUUUUUUAAAGAGUAACGACUGCAUUGAGUUUUAAUUUAUUUUUAUACAUAAAGAACAGAACUGCUGCUGGAAAGUCUGGACUUUGGAAGAAACCAUCAUGUACCACUGCUACAAGGAAACACUAUUCUUCCAAAGACAUUGACGAUGAUGAUGGUGGUGGUGAUGAUGAUGCACUGUGCCGAAACGUGCCUCCUUUUGUGUUUUAGCUGUUUUCUAUCUUUUGAGUCGUCAUAACCAAAACAUUUGGUGUUUAAAGCCUGAAUGUUAUCCAGAGAUACACAUGCAUGAAUCUAAAACAGACUGUGUACAUUCCAAACAAGAAUUUCAGCUGGUCACAUGUGAAUCCCAAGAAACAGGCAGUGCAAAUGUGAAACACAGGAAUAAUGUGCAUUGUCCAUUUUAAAAGAAAUAUGUCAUUGAAUGCGUACUUAUUAUUUGGAACCGUCCAGUGCCUUGGAUGUAAUGCAAUUAUUUUUUUUGUCCUCUUGGGUGUGAAAGUGGUUGGACGCUGGGUGGCGGAGUGCUGAGGUUGAAGCUAAUUUGUGGUGAAUCUGAAUUGUCUCCUACAGUCAAUGUCACACAAAUUGAUUUUUUCUUUUUUCAGUGUUAAAAACAUUUUCAAUAUUAAGAGAAAGAGGGGAAAAAAGGGUAGUUUAUCACUACUGAGGGUCAGUAGAUUAAGUUGAGGGAAAGGGCUUUGGGUCUUUAACAUGGUUUAUGAACAAGUAGGUUUAUUCUAAGGCGAAAAAAUAACAGUAAAGGUUCUUGAGCAAAGUUUACAAUGAUUCACUCCUAAUUGCAGGAGUGCCCUGGGGUAUUAUUUGAAAGUUUGAGUGUUUUUUAAAGGGAAACUUUUAAGUUAAAUAUUAUUAAACCAUUUUGCUCAUGAAAAGCCAAAAAUUCUCUUUUGCAUCUCAGCAGUUGUCCACGACUGAACUUCUGGUGCAGGCACUAGUGUUUAGAUGUCUGUGAAAUACCGUUUUUGUUUGUGACUGGUUAAAGACCAGAUCAAACGUAUUUGAUUUUCUUAAAUGGAGACUGAUGUCAUUUGAGGGGAGUGCUGUGGAGAUGUGAAGUUGUGCUCAAUAAAUUAAGUUGGU
Molecule: messenger RNA, 3561 nt
Organism: Cololabis saira (Pacific saury)
Lineage: Eukaryota; Metazoa; Chordata; Actinopteri; Beloniformes; Belonidae
Gene: galnt3
Product: UDP-N-acetyl-alpha-D-galactosamine:polypeptide N-acetylgalactosaminyltransferase 3 (GalNAc-T3)
Exons: 11
Coding region: 497-2371 (624 amino acids)
Cellular component (GO): Golgi apparatus
Source: RefSeq, a predicted model, not a curated record